UCUGUCUACAGUGCAACGUGCAACCGUCAACUUAAUCAAAAUUACACAAUGUAAACAUCCAUAAAAAAUAUUUUCGAAAACAUAUUCAAAAUUUUAGUAUAAAAACCAAUAUUAUAAAAUGCCUAAAAAAGAAGUUAUUCACAUACAUAUUGGCCAAGCCGGUGUUCAAAUAGCAAAUGCUUGUUGGGAACUAUAUUGCCUGGAGCACGGUAUAAGUCCUGAUGGGUUUUUGGCUUAUGCAGAUGACCAAGCGAGCUAUGGUUCAUUUUUUAACGAAAUUGGGGCUGGCAAACUUAUUCCAAGAGUUGUUAUGAUCGACUUGGAACCAACUCCCAUUGACGAAAUUAGAACUGGAACUUACAGGCAGUUAUUUAAUCCGAUGACCCUACUUACUGCCAAAGAAGAUGCUGCGAGUAAUUUUGCACGUGGAUAUUUUAGUAUCGGCAGAGAAAUGAUCGAUUUAGCUUUAAAUCGCAUUAGACUUGCAGCUGAAGAUUGUAAUUCACUUCAAGGAUUUAUUAUUGUUCGAUCAUUUGGUGGUGGCACUGGGUCAGGAUUCACAGCCCUGUUAUUAGAGGGAUUAGUAAGAGAUUACGGGAAAUUAACAAAAGUAGAAUAUGCCGUUUAUCCGGCUCCAAGGAUAUCACCAAUCAUAGUUGAGCCGUACAACGCUGUUCUCACAUCGCAUGCGUGCAUGGACACAGAAGACGUUUGUUUCAUUUUUGACAAUGAGGCUUUAUAUGACAUUUUAGCAAGGUCUUUAGAAGUGCCAAGGCCUACUUAUACAAACCUAAACAGACUUAUUGCUCAGGUGGUAUCCUGCAUGACAGCUUCUAUGAGAUUCGAAGGAUCUUUGAAUGUGGAGUUGGUAGAAUUUCGAACCAAUUUAAUACCUUACCCACGAAUACACUUUCCUCUAAUUACAUUUGCACCAUUCAUGCCUGCGUCCCGAGCUAUGCAUGAUUCAAAUUCAACGAGUCAGCUCAUAAUGUCAUGCUUUGAAUCAGCUAAUCAAAUGGUUAAAUGCGAUCCAAGUCAAGGAAAAUAUAUGUCUUGUUGUCUGCUCUUCAGGGGCGAUAUUAAUCAAAAUGACAUAAACUCGGCCAUAAAUCAAAUAAAAAGUGCUAGAACUAUAAAGUUUGUUUCAUGGUCACCUACAGGGUUCAAGAUCGGUGUAAACUAUCAACCUCCACUGACGGUACCUGGAGGAGAUUUGGGCGCCUUGCAAAGAGCUGUUGUGAUGGUAUCAAACUCCUCGGUAAUACGCGUUGCGUGGGAGCGGUUGUGCAGAAAGUACCACCUCAUGUACGCUAAACGAGCGUUUGUUCAUCACUAUGUUGGAGAGGGUAUGGAAGAAGGGGAAUUCACCAGCGCAUAUAAAAAUAUAAGAGCAUUGUCUAAUGAUUAUAAGGAAAUGGAAACAUAAGUCACAUAGUUGUUUGUAAUUAAAUCUUAAAAAAAAACUGUGUUUAAAUAAAAAACUAGAUAACU
Messenger RNA from Papilio polytes (common Mormon), 1491 nucleotides. RefSeq names its product tubulin alpha-1 chain-like. Gene Ontology annotation, biological process: mitotic cell cycle; microtubule cytoskeleton organization. Gene Ontology annotation, molecular function: GTP binding; structural constituent of cytoskeleton. Bases 119 to 1426 code for a protein of 435 amino acids. The transcript is spliced from 5 exons. The record is from RefSeq and is a predicted model, not a curated record. NCBI's taxonomy places the organism in Eukaryota, Metazoa, Arthropoda, Insecta, Lepidoptera, Papilionidae. Gene Ontology annotation, cellular component: microtubule; cytoplasm.